ACCAUAUUUCAUUCACUCACCACUACAACAUUUUCCCUUCCUUCAAAAACAAAGACCAAGAUGUCUCCUUUAGGGUUUUUCCUUGUGGGUCUUCUCUCAUUAGUUUCGUUAGUCCAUGGCUACAGCGGCGGCGGCGGAGGAUGGAUCAAUGCGCAUGCAACCUUCUACGGCGGUGGGGAUGCGUCUGGAACAAUGGGUGGUGCAUGUGGAUAUGGGAAUCUGUAUAGUGAAGGAUAUGGAACUAGCACGGCGGCUCUGAGCACGGCCAUGUUCAACAGUGGGUUGAGCUGUGGUUCUUGCUUUGAGAUUAAGUGUGAAAAUGAUCAAAAAUGGUGUCUCCCCGGUUCUAUAGUGGUCACGGCAACCAAUUUCUGCCCUCCAAAUAAUGCCCUACCAAACAAUGCCGGCGGUUGGUGCAACCCUCCUCAGCACCAUUUUGAUCUUUCUCAGCCCGUAUUUCAGCGUAUUGCCCAGUACAAGGCCGGAAUUGUGCCCGUUGCUUACCGAAGGGUGCCUUGUAUGAGGAAAGGAGGAAUAAGGUUCACAAUAAACGGACAUUCAUACUUCAAUCUUGUUCUGAUUACCAAUGUUGGUGGAGCCGGAGAUGUCCAUUCGGUUCAGAUUAAAGGGUCAAAGACAGGAUGGCAGUCGAUGUCGAGAAACUGGGGGCAAAAUUGGCAAAGCAAUAGCUACUUAAACGGGCAGAGUCUUUCCUUUAAGGUGACCACUAGUGACGGUCGGACUAUCAUCUCUAAUAAUGCUGCACCAUCAAGCUGGUCCUUCGGUCAAACCUAUUCGGGCGCCCAAUUCCACUGAAUAAAAUGACCUAUUUGCCCCUAGCUUUUAAAUAUGAGAAGUAAAUGGCCUUUCUCUUCAUAAUCCUAGUGGUAAAGAAGAAAAGGAAGUGACAAAGGUUGCCCUUAUUUUAAUUUAUGGGCAUUUUUGUCCCUUUUCAAUCCCUAGGGUGAAGAGAAAUGGAGGGUUAGCCUUAAGUAUAAGGGUGUUUUUUUUUGUUUUUUUUUUUUCACCGUUUAAGUAAUGGUGUUUUGAGGUGUCUUUUUUAUUUUUGGUUUCGGUUCUGUCACCGUUAAGGGUAGGUUAGGUUGCAGAGGUGGGCAAUAACCACCCGCCACUAGGGAGGGGCAAUUUAAGGACUUUCUUUGUUUUGGAUUUUAGGUCAAGUUUGGUUUGUAUUAAUGUUAUUGUUGUUGUGUUCUAAUUCUCUACUGUUUGUAAUCUUACAUAAUUUUGUUUCUUUCUGCUACUAAUUCAUUCAAAGGAAAGAACGAAAUUUGUUUG
Molecule: messenger RNA, 1299 nt
Organism: Impatiens glandulifera
Lineage: Eukaryota; Viridiplantae; Streptophyta; Magnoliopsida; Ericales; Balsaminaceae
Product: expansin-A1-like
Exons: 2
Coding region: 61-816 (251 amino acids)
Biological process (GO): plant-type cell wall organization
Cellular component (GO): extracellular region
Source: RefSeq, a predicted model, not a curated record